Aspergillus wentii DTO 134E9 is the source of this 637-nucleotide messenger RNA. Its product is annotated as YqaE/Pmp3 family membrane protein. The record is from RefSeq and is a predicted model, not a curated record. Lineage: Eukaryota; Fungi; Ascomycota; Eurotiomycetes; Eurotiales; Aspergillaceae. The transcript has 3 exons. Gene Ontology annotation, cellular component: membrane. The coding region runs from base 166 to 339 and encodes 57 amino acids.
CUGGACCCCCCAGACCGUUUAAGAACCCUCCUCCUCCUUCUUCUGCUCCGUCAAUUAUUCUAUCCUACCUACUCUCCUCCAUCCAAGUCUUUGUCUAGACCGUCGAGCUCCAUCUAUUUGUCUUCCACCUUCUGAUUCUACCCGUCUCAGUCUCCAUCUCUCAAAAUGCCUUUCACUGCUUCUGACAUCUGCAAAAUCAUCUUUGCCAUCAUCCUGCCCCCUCUGGGUGUCUUCCUGGAGCGCGGAUGUGGCGCUGAUUUCCUUAUCAACAUCUGUUUGACCAUCCUGGGCUGGAUUCCUGGUGUCAUCCACGCAUUCUACAUUAUAUUAAAGUACUAGACGACGCGCGACUCCGUCUUCCGCUGUCCUUGACCUUCGAGUACCGUCUCGAUUGGAAAACGAUCAAUAUCUACCACCUAAUUACCCUUUGAACAUUGGCGAUGUCGCUCACAUGCGUCGUCCAUAUGCUUCCGUGGAGGUCCGACCGGGCCCAGCCUAAUGCAACCCCACUGCUUGGCAACCAACAGGCAGUUGCGAUGUUCGAAGACCGUGAUUUUACGGCGUUUUCUUUGCUUUCGUGAUAUCAUUUAUGUUUUUGCUGUUCGGAUGAUACCAGCUCAUUUGUGACACUGGGCCC